AUGGCGACUCGACCUCCCAUGAUGCCGCCUCCGAACGAGACCGACUCGUUCACCACUCGGAUCACCCGUGAGGGUAAACAAAUCACAUAUAGAUUGACGGUGAUGCAACAGCCUGAACGGGCCAGAGCAUGUGGUGCUGGAGCUAAGUCUUCUGCCGACCGACGUCCUGUUGAUCCGCCACCGGUAGUGGAAUUGCGCAUCUUCGAAUCUGAACCGGGUCUUGACCAACCUCAAACCGAUAUCACCUUCGCCUACAAUGCCAAUUUCUUCCUUUAUGCAACCUUGGACACUGCUCGUCCCAUGGCUCACGGACGUAUGGCUGGUCCUGCCUCGUGUCCUGUAUUGACUGGUGUGCCAGUCGCCGGUGUGGCCUAUCUCGAUCGCCCCUCCCAAGCUGGUUAUUUUAUCUUUCCCGACUUAUCAGUUCGUCACGAGGGUCGCUACAGGUUAAGCUUCCAUCUUUAUGAGGAAAUUAAGGAGGCCAAGGAUGCGGACAAGGAUUCGAACAUGCCCCUUCCUAACCAAAUAACCCGCAACAACACAGGAAAGCCAGGAUCGCCUCAAGCAUACCUUCACUUUAGGCUCGAGGUGAAGUCAGUUCCUUUCACUGUCUACAGUGCGAAGAAGUUCCCUCAUCUCGCUACUAGCACCUCGUUGAGUCGUGUUAUUGCGGAGCAAGGAUGUCGUGUUCGCAUUCGUCGCGAUGUUCGCAUGAGACGUCGUGGUGACAAGCGCGAUGAGGAAUAUGAUUACGAUGAGGAGAGGAAUGGGGGUAUCGCUAUGUGGCACAGACAGUGGAACGACCUCGAUCGAAUAGCAACACUAGCAACAUGGAAACACCAUAUGGCUUCGGACCAGAGAUUCAACGGCGACCUUCAGCACCCGAUUAUGGCUUCCAAUGCCCGCCCCCCUUACCAGCGACCCAUGCCACCGGCUCAAAUGGCGCACACCAACACUCCCUCAUACCAGUCACAUCUUUCCUUUGGGUCAACACCAACUCAUUACCCUGCUCCUCAUAUGCCGCCUACUCCUCCUCCCAUUGCAGGUGGUGGAAUGUACUCACCGCAUACUGGAUAUGCUAAUAUUCGACAUCCCUCCGCCAUUUCAGAAUACGAGGCAACACCAUCAGGUUAUCCGAUGGCACCACAAAUGCAGAAUGGUUACCCUAAAAACAACAUGAGCGCAUACCGCGUGGAAGCGCCGAAGCCCACACCAUACAUGAUCCAAGAUCCAACACAAUACCUUCCACCACCACACAUGAUACGCCACGAUCAGACCCCUACCAUGGGCCAUGUUGGAAUUUCGGCAAUGAAGUCCUUGUCCAGCGAAUAUGCCAAUAUACAACCCUCAAUUGAAAGUAUACCACCCAGUCCCGGAGGAUACGAUUCCUUUGCAGGAAAGCAUAUGCUAUAUCAUUCAGGCCCGACUGGUACCAAACGUUCUCAUGAAGAUUCAUUCGGCUAUGACAAUCGCUCAAUGCAGAAUGGCAUGCGACCGGACACGGAGCCACACCCCAACGCUUACCGAGACUUCUCUGCCGAGAGUCGUGCAGCCUUGAUGGCCGACCUUGGCGUGGAAAUGGCAUACAAGCGAGCCAAUGGUAGAGUGGUCAUGAAAGCCCCUGCUACUCAAUAA
Messenger RNA from Penicillium malachiteum, 1635 nucleotides. RefSeq names its product sexual development activator VeA (gene veA). The coding region runs from base 1 to 1635 and encodes 544 amino acids. Lineage: Eukaryota; Fungi; Ascomycota; Eurotiomycetes; Eurotiales; Aspergillaceae. The record is from RefSeq and is a predicted model, not a curated record. The transcript has 3 exons.